AGGUCGGGAAGAGAGGGGGAAAGAGUGAUAGACGGACAGGGGGGUCAUUCCAGAGAGGAAUUCCGCCCGCUUCGCACAUCGCGUUAUAAAGCAGUGGUGCGGAGACCGGGCGUGCAGGCGCACGGUGACACUACCAGCCCGGGCACCCCAUUACCCCCCGAUCCGUCCGCGUCCACCGCAGGCUCCGCGCCACCCCGGCCAAGAGAACUACCCGCACUUCCAAACAAAUGCCACCCAACGUCAAGGAAGCACCCGCGCAGAGCGGGGUGUUGUACGAGGACGAGGCCGAGCCGGACUACCGCACUGCCAUCGCCAAGCACGACGAGAGGACCAGCGGCAAGUCGUACCGCGAGCUGCAGCCCAUCCUGUGGGACCGGGUGGCGGGCCACCUCCUGUUCAACGCCCUCUCCGUCUACGCCAUCAAGCUCAUCUUUACGGACGUCAAGCUCCUGACCACCGCAUGGGCCUUCCUCCUGUUCCUCGCGUGUAACCUUGGGGUUACCUCGGGCGUCCACAGGCUGUGGAGCCACAAGGCCUACAAGGCGAAGCUGCCGCUCAGGAUCCUCCUAGCCGCGUUCAACACCAUGAGCUGGCAGGGCAGCAUCUACCAAUGGGCCAUCGACCACCGCGCGCACCACAAGUUCACCGAGACGGACGCCGACCACGUGAACGCCCGCAGGGGCUUUUUCUUCUCGCACGUCGGCUGGCUGCUGUGCAAGAAGCACCCGGACGUGAUUCGAUUCGGAAAGACGAUCGACUCCAGCGACUUGCUAGCCGACCCUGUGGUCUACUACCAAAAGAAGUACUACUACGUGUUCAUGCCGUUCCUGUGGUACCUGAUCCCCGUGGCUGUGCCCAUGCUCCUGUGGGACGAGACGCACGCCAAUGCCUUCCUCGUGGCCGUGGCUCUCCGCUUCACGCUCUGCCUGCACGCCAUCUUCCUCGUCAACUCCGCGGCCCACAUGGUCGGCUCGCGUCCUUACGAUAAGUCCAUCGCCGCCCGGGAGAACUUCCUGGUCGCCCUGGGCAUCGGCGGCGAGGGCUAUCACAACUACCACCACGUGUUCCCCUGGGACUACAAGUCGGGCGAGUUCAGCUACUACGCCUCCAACUACGGCGCAGUCUUCAUCGAGCUCAUGGCCAAGAUAGGCCAGGCCACGCACCUCAAGUCGGUGAACCGCGACCUAGUCAUGGCGCGCUGCCUGCGCACGGGUGACGGCACCCACCCCGUCUGGGGCUGGGGAGACAAGGACAUGAGCGAGGAGGACAAGAGGGUCACCAUCGUCAGCUAGGCCCAUCCAGCUCCGUAUUAUUUAUUAUCAUUAUUACUAUUCGCAAAUCGCCGUCUUUGAUCUUUAAGAAACACUGUGAUACUAAAUGUAGAAAUCAGGUCGCAGUUCCGCUAGUAUAGCGCCAAAUAAUGCACAUGCCCAAGGAAAACGUUUUUCUCACAAAGACCUCAUUGUGACCUCUGAGGUCACGAUUCCUUGAGCUUGUGAGGUCACCAGUGAGGUCACAAGUGCAAGAAUCGUGACCUCGUAAGUCAUAAAGAGGUCACAAUGAGGUCUUCGUGAGAAACACGUUUUUCUUUAGGUGAAUUUGAGACUUUGAGAAUUUUUUCCGACAUCAUUUCGACAUUGUUUUUCACGUCGUUACGACAUAAAAGUGUGCCUGAAAUCGGAGGCUUUUCGACAGAGAAACGUGGGAACGAUACCGACUGUCGAAAAGCCGUUGAUUUCAGGCACACUUUCAUGUCGUAACGACGUGAAAAAAGAUGUCGAAAUGACGUUGCCGGAAAAAAAAUUAUCACUGGGAAUGCUCAAAUGUGUCACAAAACAUCACAUUUAGAUGCGCAUUCCAGAUCGGCGCUGCUCGCAGGGAUGCGGCUUAUUGUGUAUGAUCUUAGUAUCGUUCACUUUUACUUACGACAAUGUGUUUUUUUUCUUUUUGGUCUAGAGUAAAUAUCUAAACCAGCCAAACGCAAAAAAAAGUUCUCGAACGUUAUUUGCUGAUGACGGGACAGAAAACCGAACAAUUUUCUGGAACAACUAAUUGAGCUACUCCAACGAAACCGAACGAAACAUUUUAUGUGUCGGUCCGGUUUUACUAGGCCUACUUAUACGAGAGUACUGCUCUCCCCAUUCAGUUAAGGUACUAUCGUCGUUUCAAGUGUGGCCAGCCAUAAUGGAUAUAUUUAACUAAUACAGCACAUAAAGCAAUGCCUUUUUUGCCGUGAGGAGACCUACGUGUUUGUAGUUCGGCCCUACUUUACCCUCAGCACUCCAUACGUAUGGUGUACGAUGUAUUUAUGUAUUUAUUAGCAAUGUUGAAUAAAUUAUUAAUUUUUUAAA
This is a messenger RNA of Frankliniella occidentalis (western flower thrips), 2351 nucleotides long. RefSeq names its product acyl-CoA Delta-9 desaturase-like. Gene Ontology annotation, cellular component: endoplasmic reticulum membrane. Gene Ontology annotation, molecular function: iron ion binding; stearoyl-CoA 9-desaturase activity. NCBI's taxonomy places the organism in Eukaryota, Metazoa, Arthropoda, Insecta, Thysanoptera, Thripidae. Bases 228 to 1292 code for a protein of 354 amino acids. The transcript is spliced from 5 exons. Gene Ontology annotation, biological process: unsaturated fatty acid biosynthetic process. The record is from RefSeq and is a predicted model, not a curated record.